This is a messenger RNA of Anopheles moucheti, 2502 nucleotides long. RefSeq lists its product as uncharacterized. Bases 1088 to 2308 code for a protein of 406 amino acids. Lineage: Eukaryota; Metazoa; Arthropoda; Insecta; Diptera; Culicidae. The transcript is spliced from 3 exons. The record is from RefSeq and is a predicted model, not a curated record.
CGGUUGUAUUUUAACAACCAACUUUUUGCAACCAUUCGCACCAUCCAGCUUCGUUCCCUGGCACUGGACGGUGAGACGGAACAGCUGGCUGGCCAAGUAUUCGCCGGGUUUGCCGACCGGUGUGCUGUCCAUGCUGACAACGUGCAAAUCUUUAUCGCCCUCCGAUUUGCGCAGAAUCGCCUCCAAAAAUGCACUGUUGAGCCAUUCCGGUGGUGAGACCGGCUUAAUUUCCGCGGCAACUUCACUCAUUCUCCAGUUCUGUUUGCACUAAACGUCAAGUAAAAAAUCGCGCUGAAGAAACUGCUGCGUAAUGCAGAACACUGUGAUUGAACCGGGCGCGGUGUGGUGUACCUUAGGACUGAAGGUGACUCCCAAAAACCGGUUACCUUUUAUACGCUGAUCUGCCCUCGGUGGUUUGCAAUCGAUGAUGACGAUGGUAUGUACACGAAUGACGCGACACCCGAAAACUCUUAUCUGCUGGGUAGCGUCGAUCCCUCUGGUUUCGUCGGUCGUCGUAUCUGUAAGGGUGUUAACCAGCAGUGGGAUAGCCUUCCGGAAAUGAUGAUUAGUGUGUACAGAGUAGGAAAAAAAAACGAGGGCUCGUUUCGUUACCAUUUUUGGCACAAACAUUAACGCUUUCCAUCCCACAGUUGGGAGGUUUUCGUCUGUUUUGUGAUGAUUCACGCUUAUGUUGUGGUGAAAUAUUGAAAUACCGGCGUUCGCGCUUGUUCUGAAUGAGAAACAGUAUGCUGAUUGUCGUUUUCAUGGCCAAUGUUAGUAUCUUUUUAAUAAAUAAAUUCGAUUCGGGUUAAGAAAACCCCCUCUUUGUGUAAUGGAAUGAUCGAUUGCUAUCUCUCUGGUACCUCGGAGUGUAAAAUUGUUUCACACGUUACAACAAUACCUAGUCGGUGCCCAUUUACGAGCAUCUUAUCAUCAAUUCUAUCGUGAUACCGUUCCCAACAUCCGAGACUUUGGGUGGGGAAGCUACAGCACGUUAUAAAUACUUCCAAUACGCAACGAAUAGUAACGGCGUAGUGUUCGAGCGCUAAAGUGAUUGAAUCUGCUCUAAAAGUUUCCCCUCCUUGCAAUGCAGCAGUGCCCAAGGGAUGAAAACGUAGCGCCUGCGUGGUUGAACGAUGAGUUCUUCUUGCAAGUCAUACGGGAAUUUACACACGAUUCCCGGGCCCGGUUGUGCCACGGGUGUAAGCUACGGCCCGGCACAACACCCGGUGAACAUUUCGCCAGUGUGCUGUACAGGACGACGAUACACUACCGGUCCCAGCAAGGCAGAGAAGCGUCACUGGACGUGAUCAUGAAGAUCAAACCGUACCAAGCAGGGCUUAAAAAGGAAGUACUCGAAGAUGGUGGUCUGUUUUCCAGAGAAAUGCGCAUCUACAAUAAAGUGUUGCCGGAAAUGAAACGAAGACUGGAGGAAAUUGGUGAAACCUUUAACUACCCUCGGCUUAUUUUUGCAGCUGACCGUCCGCACACCAUCCUGAUUCUGGAAGACGUUAGUGGAAAAGAUUGGAAAACUGGCGGAUAUAUAACUUCGUUUGAGGAGAUCAUACCGGCCAUCAAAUCUAUUGCCAAAUUCCAUGCCGCAUCCGUCGUGAUGGAGCAGAAUGACACUUCCUUCGGCGCCCAGUAUCGCUGUAAUGUGACGGAAAAGUUUAAAGCACUGGACGGAAUGCUGACGAAGAGUUUUAAAGAUUUGCUAGACUAUAUGCGAUCUACGGAGGGGUUCGAACAUUUGAUUCAACCUGUAGAAAGAUUACAAGCCACAUUGCUCACCGAGCUCGUCGAAAGUUAUGCACCUUCGUCGAGUUACCUUAAUGUGCUGGUGCACGGGGAUUUUCAUUCGAGAAAUUUGCUACACCAGCAUACAGCUGAUGGGCGGGUGUCUGACACCAUGCUGAUCGACUAUCAAAUUUGCAGCUGGACAACCCCGGCAGUCGAUCUGUACUAUCUGCUCGACACGAUCGUUGACCAGACGGUGAAAGAACAGCAUCGUGAAGCAAUGAUCUUCCUGUACUAUGAGGAGUUCCGGCGCCUUCUGCCCCAGCUCGGUUGGCUGGGACGUGUUACCUCACUGCAGGAGCUACACAUGGAGCUGCUGCGCAAAGGAGCGAUCGAGCUGUUCCAUUAUAUAGCGCUGUAUGCGUAUCGGUUCGUCGAUCGGUCGAAGAUCGAUUUCGAAGCGCUCCUUUCGGGCAAGGCGUCUAAUCCUGCGGCCAGCAGUCCGGUUUAUCGGCGCGUAAUGCGCGAUGUACUGACAAGGUUUCUUCAUCAAGGUGUGUUGAAGCCGUAGUGUUUCGACAGGUGGCUAAUCACGUGAGCUGAACGCGUUAGUGAACUGUGUGCGUGGAGUAAUGAAAACAAUCGGAAUAAAUUACAUAACCUUAUCUUAUCGCACAUUUGCUUGUGUUUGAACUUGAAACAUUGCCAAUGUAUCGCGCAUCGUAUUGGUGUACACGCGAUAAGAACGAAAAAGGUAUUUGUGGA